This is a messenger RNA of Phycodurus eques (leafy seadragon), 973 nucleotides long. RefSeq names its product vesicle-associated membrane protein 5 (gene vamp5). NCBI's taxonomy places the organism in Eukaryota, Metazoa, Chordata, Actinopteri, Syngnathiformes, Syngnathidae. Gene Ontology annotation, molecular function: syntaxin-1 binding; SNAP receptor activity. The transcript has 3 exons. The coding region runs from base 255 to 545 and encodes 96 amino acids. Gene Ontology annotation, biological process: SNARE complex assembly; vesicle-mediated transport; vesicle fusion. Gene Ontology annotation, cellular component: SNARE complex; plasma membrane. The record is from RefSeq and is a predicted model, not a curated record.
UCCGGGUCAACGCGAACGCAUCUGUCCACCAGCAACAUGUCUCGGGUGUCAGAGGGCUGCCGCCCGAGCAAGUGAGAGAAGCGGACUGCUUCAACGAAAGCAGCAGAGACCGAAGGGAAAGUCCUUUUAAAGUUGCGCGACCUUCAUAAAACGCGGAGUGUUCUGCGUCGCUUCCUGUUUCGAGAGCUGUUAUAAAGCCGCUCGCCGGCAGUCAAUGCAGCGGACCGUCCACCGCAGCCACACACGCGACCGAAAUGCAGAAUGGGAAAAGCCGAUUGCAGCAGGUCCAGGAGGAUGCGGAAGAGGUGAAGGACAUCAUGCUGGACAAUCUGAACAAGGCGGAAGAGCGAUCUGAAAAACUGGGUGACCUGGAGGACAGAGCUGAUGAGCUGCUAAGACAGAGUAAAGCCUUCGAAAAGAAAUCCAACCAAGUGAAGGAAAAAACAAGAUGGAAAAACAAGAAAGUGAAAAUCAUGUUAAUUGCAGUUGUAGUUGUCGUGGCCCUCGUCGUAGUUGGACUCAUCAUCUUUGCCACUUCAACAUAGCACACUCCUGCUCGGAUGGAUGAAAAGGGAAAUAUUGGGACUGAUGUGGACUAAGAUAAAAAGUCCAGGAGCAUUUCGCCUGAAUGGUGAAGUCUGUGCUUACUCUGUGUUUAGAUAUAUUUAUGGGGCUAUCUUAUCAGUCUCACACGUUUGUAAGAGAUUAUGGUACCAUUAAUAGCUGCUUCUUUUGUUUUUCCAUAGCUUGUCCUGAUUAUGCUGCGUCCAGCCCACAUUGAAAAGAAAGAUGUGUUUUUUGUUUUUAACUGUGCCAACUCUCAUUUGGCUAAUUUAAACAUAGUUUGUUUAGUACCUGAAUCAAUUGUCCACCACAUCUAUGUAGAAAACAGAUUUCUGAUUUAUAUUCAACACAUUUUACUGGGAUUUCUGUAAUUUAACAAGUGACUUGCUGCAUAAAAUAUUGACACCAA